AUGGAUUAUUUUAAUGAUAUAUUUGAUGUUCCAGAUGAUUUGUCUGACAAUGAUGAUCAUAAUACUACUGAAGAUACCAAUAAAAUAUUAGAAGAAUACAAUGAAGAUUUUGAUUUUAAUUAUCUGAACACAAAUGUAGAUCAUGAAGUAAUGAUUAUUGAACAGGAUGAUAUCACGACUAAUGAUAAUCAAAUAGUUCAACAACAAAUUCUAUCACAAAAAUUAAGUCAAAUAUCGACAAACAAUGAUACUGAUGAUGUUCCAAUAGAAAAUACAGUUAAUGAUAAAAUCAAACGAUCAAUAAGUACAUCAUCGACUUUAGAUAUUGUUUCGAAGAAAUUUCGAUCAUUAGAAGAAGAUGAUGAGAAUGAUGAUGGUGAUGAGAAAGAAAAACUACCAACAUAUUUACAAUCAACUAGUACCUUCUUAAAUAAAUUCAUGACUGAUGAUAUAAUAAAUCGUAUAUCAACAACAAUUGCUAUCGAAGAUUUAAGGCAAUUAGCUAUCUUGAAACAUAAGAUCAGUAUGAUUAGUAUACGUCAACAACUAUGGACAAUUUAUUUAAAAUCAGGUAUGGGUCAAUGGAAAACAGAUGAAAGUCAUCGAAUAGAUGUUAAUCGACGAAUUUGGCCAGAUGAAGUUCUUACUAUAAUGUCAUUAAAGUUAAAGAAUAAUAAUAAUAAUAAAAAUCAAGAUGAACAAAAAUUAUGUGAAGAGAUUGUUUAUGAAUAUUUGGAAGACUUCAAUAAAGCUACGAUAUAUUAUUGUGAAGAAUUUGCAAAAAGAAAAAAUAAUUUAAUUGGUUUUACUGAUGAAAUCGAGAAGAGCAUUGAAACAUUUGUUCAACAACAUGGUAUACAAUCACAGCAAAUGAAAUUGAAUUAUAAAACGACUAUAUUAAAAUAUGGGUAUGAUGAUCAAAUUCUUCAACGUGAAUAUUUACGAACUAACCCAACAAAAUAUCAACAAGAUAUGGGUGAUCGUCUAUAUGAAUUAAGAUAUGAAUAUGUAAAAUCUAAACAAGAAUUAAUUGAAUUAAAACGACGUCUUCUAUGUAAUAAACCAUCAGCAAACUCGAUGAAUCCUAUGUUAUUGUCAAAGCUAACAUCUAAAAUUGUUGAUACAAUGACAAUGAAUGCGAAUUCAACUCAAUUAGAUCAACAAGAAAAAGAAUUACAACAACAUAUAACGGAUUCAAUAGCUUUAUCAAUGUCUGAAGCGGAAAUCAAAAUAUAUGAAGAUGGAAUAUCAUUAAAUGAACUAGCUAGUCCAAUAGUCAUUGAUGACAAUAAGAAUGAAAGUUUAAGUGGAUAUCAAGUCGAUCUUAUAUUUCGGCGCUUUACAAUUAUCAAUAAAAAAUUAGAAUAUAUAGGUCAAUUUAGAAUGAAUUAUUAUCUACGAAGUUCUAAUCAUGAUAUCGAACAAGAACGUAUAAAUAAUGGUAUAAUUCUUUCUUGUUCACCAACAAUAUUUAUUGAUACAUCAGUACAUCAUCGUCCUCUAUCAACUGAACAACUAAAACUUUUAAAUCGUGGACCUACAUAUGUGCCACCAUGUCAAUCCUAUGUUUCAUUGCCAUCAUUCGAAUCACCCGACUCUUUGAUUGAUAGAACAAAAAAUCAAUAUAAAGUAUUACAACAUGAAUUAAAUAUUCUAUUUCCAAAAUAUAACAAAAAUCAACUUGAAUCUGCAAAUAUCAAUAAACAAAUUAAAGAUCUAUACGUUAACAUGUUUUCUACUUCGUUAACAUCGACGAUUCGUCAACGUGCUAAAUAUGAAAAAGAAUUAGUGCAAUCGAUUCGAAUCUAUCUCAAAGAAAAUAAUUUAAUUUUACGACGAACAACUGAUCAAAGAAAUAAUUUCUACCUUGGCAAUAGAAAAGAUUUUGAAGACAAAGCUAAUCAAUAUACAAUGGAUACAUAUGAUUUUGAAUAUUGUCAAGAUGUCGAUGAAACCAAUCUUCGACAAACAUACAAAUAUUUAAAUGAGAUUGUAAGAUCAAUAAACUCAGAUAUAAAAAAAAUGUUUGAUAGUAAAAAAGGUAAAGACAAUGAUCCAAUGAAAUUACAUAUCGAUUUUGAUCAAAUUCAAUUAUCAUAUUUAUAUUUUUUACCUGAUGUUUCUAAAAGAAAUGAUAUAUCGUUAAAAGCAAUCAUAACAGGAUCAUCUAAAUCUAGUAUAACAUCACGAUUGUCUCAAUUUUUAGAUGAAUUACUUCGACCUAUUACUCAACGUGCUAUAGAACCAACUACAUUUAUCAAUGGUAUUGAUUUUCUUCAAAAACUAAAUCUAUACAUUAAUGAUAAGAAGAAUGAUUUUAAUUCAAAAACAAUGUUGGUAACAAUUACUAUUAAAAAUUAUCAUACUAUGAUACCUCAUGGAAAAAUGCUUACAACCCUCGAAAAUUUUCUAAACGAUCAACUCGGUUAUUCGGCGUUUGUAGGAAAUAUUUCUCAAAGAAAAGCUCUCGAUUUAACAGGAUUAUUUUUAAGAAAUAAUUAUUUUUAUUAUAAUAAUAAAAUAUAUCGUUGUACAAAAGGUAGUCCAAAAGAUUUAGUAUUGAGUGAAACAUUAUGUCACAUCUAUGCAUUCCAUUGGCAAAAAUUAUUAUUAGAAAAACUUUCAUUACAAACACAGUUUUAUGGCAGAUGUCAAAAUCAAAUCUUUUUUACAUGGAAUCGAUCAACAAAUACACUUCGUGAAAUUCUUCAAACUUUUGGUAGUGAACAUGCACAUAUAGAAUUUGAUAUAAAAAUAGAUUCAACUGUUCCAUUCUUAGAUGUACAUGUUGAAAAUUAUCAUGGUACAUUGUUUACUCGGGUUUAUCAUGAUUCAAACAGUCAAAAAUAUACUUUACCGUAUGUAAUUGGUAAUUCUAGAAGCGCACAUAGUCAUUGGUUACGAUCGGCACUCAUACGUGCAGUUCGUUAUUGUAUAUCUGUCUAUGAUUUUAAUCAAGAACGACUUUAUUUACAAGCAACUUGUUUAGUUAAUGGUUAUUCAUUAGAAUUUGUUGAUGAUCGUAUUCGUCAUUUUUUUAAACAUUUUGAUGGUGUAUCACUUCUUUCAGUUUUAAAUCAAGAUGAAUAUGAUAAACUUCGUCGUCGUCUAAUGAAUUAUAUAAAUGAACAAAAAGAAUAUAAUUUGAAAAAUAAAGAAUUAGAGAAGAAUAAACAAUUGAUUCGAUUGAAUUAUUUACAUGAAUUUGGUCCGAAAUACGAAUUUAAUAGACAAUUAAAAGAAAUCUUAUCAAACAAUUUGGUCGACAAAAAGAUUCCUUUUAUAAAACAACAAUUAACGAUUAAUCUUAAAACUAUCCAUCAAUAUUCAUUAAACGGUUUAUUAAGUCAACAAAAACCAUCUCAUCCAUUAUUCAAUAAAGAGAAAAUGUUUUUUUAA
This is a messenger RNA of Adineta steineri, 3399 nucleotides long. Lineage: Eukaryota; Metazoa; Rotifera; Eurotatoria; Adinetida; Adinetidae. The record is from the annotation of a GenBank genome assembly.